UGGGUGUAGAGUAUUCCAGGCUGUAGGCUCAGUCACUCUAUACCCCCGGAUCCGCUCGCUGGGCAGGACGGGGAGAGGGCCCGGAUAGAGUUGCCUUUGGCAUUUCCACCCCCCACCCUACCCCUGGGAAUUGUGUUGGACAAAGGACCCAACGUGGAAUGGCCUAGUUGGCUAGGCCCGACCCUCCCCCUUAGACAUGGCUAGGGGCUGGAAGCCAACACUGAGGUUGACUGUCAAGUGGGGAGAGGCUUGGCUAGGGCAAACCCUACCUGCCAGCGUUAGCCUGUGGCUGGCCAGAUGGUGGAGGCGGCAGAUUACAGGGGUCUCUAGCGCCACCGUUAACACCAGAACCACACUUCCUCCCCCACAGCCCCUGUACCAGAUGCUAUUAAAAUCGCCACUUCCCAUCCCCAAGAAGCCUUCCUGGGGCAAGUAGCAGCACCAGCCCUUGGGAAUACAGGCCUCACCAUGCCCACAGCCCCCUGAUGGAAGCCUGUCCCACCCUCUUGGCCACAAAGCUCCUUUUCUCUCCUGCAUUCAGAUAGCCAGUCAGACCAUUAGCUCCCUGUCAGGGUUAAGCUGGGAUUUUGGAUUCAGGCAACCCUGCUACCUAAGUGACUUCAAACAAGUUCCUUUUUCUGUUUGGGCCACUGUUUCCUCAUCUAUAAAAUGGGCACUGCAGCUGUGCCUCCUAUUCAGCAUUAUUGUUAGGGUUGGAUGCCAUGGUGGCAUUAGGGAGACCAACAGAGGGCCUCUGGGUUUUUGUCCUUCAUCAAAGAACCUCAGAACCCUAGAAAGUAAAAAUUCUCAAGACCUAAGUGUUUGAAAAGGCUUUUGAGGUCACCUUGGUGGGCUGGCCAUGCCUCCAGGGGUCAUGAGAUAGACUGACUUAAUAUGAAAGUUUUGAGGAUGAGCAAUCUCUGUCCUACUCAGAUAUGGACCCUUUCUCCCUAUUCCCUUAGUGCCCAGAAUGGGGCCUUGGUUGUCUCGAAUGAAUUGAAUAUAAAUGUACAGCAGGUCUGGCCUGGGCCACCUAAGGCCUUCUUUGGGUCCUGCUUAGCUUAAGGGCAUCAGCUAAAGGCUAUGCCUGCAUUUUCCAGGAAGGCUUUUCCAGCCUAUACCUACAGGAAGGGAAGUCCAUAGUAGGUUGGGGGAAUUUUGAAGGCUAAGUUGUAUGGGAUGAGAGGAAGGGAAUAAGAGGCUGUUCUAGACCAGCUGGAACUGACCAGUUUAGGGAGUUGGGGGAGGGAGCUCAGAGAAUAAGGCACUGAGAUAGAACCUCACUGGGGUGGGGGGGGCAUUAUGGGGAGCUGUAUGUUGACAUCUGGGAUAAAAAUUCCAAUCUGCACCUGGCACCUGGCAUUCUUGAUAAUCUCUUCAUGGGAGAGGUGGGGGAAGUGAGAACGCUGAGCAAUUCUGGUGUCUCCUUGGAAAUUGCUGGGGACUGGCAUCUGGGAGGAGUCUAAUUACUGUUUGCCAAUCUCCCUCUCUCCUUCCCUCCAGCUGGAGCAGAUGGGCAGCUGACAGGCUGGCAGUGUAUGUCUGUGUAUGCACGUUGCUGGUGCUAUUUCUUUGCUGGACUCUGCCCUGAGGGCUGAGACAGGAAGGGUCAGUAGCCUUGAACAGCAGGUUUGGACACACACCUCCUCCCAAGUCUGUGUUUCUCUGUAGUCAUAUCUGAAUCUUUAGCAUACAGUAUAUAAGAGUGGAUUGUGUAGUAGGGGGUGUCUGAUUGCCAGAGAGCUGGUAGGUGGGGGAGAGAAGUUGGCCCAAGAUGGGUGGGUGAAAUUUCCUAAAGCAGGUGGCUGAGGACUGAGGUUAGGAAAGAACAGAGCUUGGUAGUCAUAGGAUAGGCUUGGCUGAAAAUGGAAUCAGAAGGACAGAUGAGACCAUGUUUGCCUUGAACUUCAAUUUGCAAAGCUUACACUUCUGAACUUCAUCAUGGGGGUCAUGAGCAGCUCCCUAAACUAGGGAGAGAUGUAAUCUGAUAAGUGUUUUAGAAAGAUCACUAUAGUUGCUGUGAGCAGAAGGCAUUGGAGGAAAACAAGUUGAAAGCAGGGAGGCCUAUCAGGGAAGUGUUGCAACGAUACAGGGGAGAAAUGACAGUGCUCUAACUAGGGUAGGGGCAAACAGGACAGUGGGUGAGUGCUAGAGACAAAGCCAGAAGGUAGCUGGCCCACAGAUGUGGUGCUGGGAGCAGAGCAGGAAGGUGGGCAGGGAAAUAGACUUGGUGAUCCUGAUGGCUGAGAGCAGAAUGGAGUUUGAGAGCAAAGAGAGGGAAAUGUGAGAAGCCACCAAGCCCCCAUGCUAGGCUCCUGACCCCAGUCCUAAAGUCCAAACCCAACCUCGUCCCCCCUCCAAACCAGGCCCUUGGACUGAGUCUCGCUUUGAGUAUCUUCUCUAAUCUCCAGAUUUAAUAUGGCUUCUGACUCAAGAUUAAAUUCCAUGCCUGAACUGUUCCCCUUCCUCUCUCCUCUCCCACUCCCCGCACGGGGAAGCCAGCCUCCUGCUGUGUCAAAGGUCUUAAGGAGCUGGCUUGCUUAUCCCCCCUCUCCCACGAUGGCCACAUCUCUGGGAAACCAGGCCCUCUCCAGAUUCCUCCCCUUCUCUUCAGCCUGAACUGCCCCCAUGUGUGAUCCAAGGAGACCUGAUUAAUUCUGUGAUCCUGGACAGCUCCCUGACCCUGUCUGUGUUUGUUCCUCCACCAGGAAAAUGGUGAUGAAUAUUAUCUGCCCCUCCCCUUCAGCGUCCUAAUUUUGACAAGCAGUGGGGCCCAUGAGAAAGGGCAGGCCAAGUUCAGAUGGGCUUGUGUCUGGUGGCCCCACUGCCUGCUCCUUCCCUAACUGGGGGCUGAUGUCCCAGAAUCUUCAGGAAAAGAGCCAGGCCUACCCCCGCCGCCGCCCUGGGAGCCACACAGGUCGUAAGAGCCCCGAGGCCGUCGCAGCUGCAACCAUGUACACCUUCUUGCCUGACAGCUUCUCGCCUACCAAGCCCAAGCCGUCCAAAGAGCUGAAGCCGCUGCUGGGCUCCGCAGUGCUGGGGCUGCUACUGGUGUUGGCCGCGGUGGUGGCCUGGUGCUAUUACACCGCCUCUCUACGCAAGGCGGAACGCCUGCGCGCUGAGCUGCUGGACCUCAACCGCGGCGGCUUCUCCAUUCGCAACCAGAAGGGCGAGCAGGUCUUCCGCCUGGCCUUCCGCUCGGGCGCAUUGGACCUCGAUUCCUGCAGCCGCGAUGGCGCCCGGCUUAGCUGCUCUCGCACAGCGGAUGGGCGCCCGCUGCACUUCUUCAUCCAGACUGUGCGGCCCAAGGACACGGUCAUGUGCUACCGCGUGCGCUGGGAGGAGGCGGCGCCGGGGCACGCGGUGGAGCACGCCAUGUUCCUGGGCGACGCGGGGGCACACUGGUACGGCGGCGCGGAGAUGAAGACCCAGCACUGGCCCAUCCGCCUGGACGGCCAGCAGGAGCCUCAGCCCUUCGUCACCAGCGACGUCUACUCCUCCGACGCCGCAUUUGGAGGCAUCCUCGAGCGCUACUGGCUGUCGUCGCGCGCGGCUGCCAUCAAGGUCAACGACUCAGUGCCCUUCCACCUGGGCUGGAACAGCACGGAGCGCUCUCUGCGACUGCAGGCACGCUACCACGACACGCCCUACAAGCCGCCCGCCGGCCGCGCUGCUGCGCCCGAGCUCAGCUACCGCGUGUGCGUCGGCUCCGAUGUCACUUCCAUCCACAAGUACAUGGUGCGGCGCUAUUUCAACAAGCCAUCGAGGGUGCCAGCGCCUGAGGCCUUCCGGGACCCCAUCUGGUCCACGUGGGUGCUGUACGGGCGCUCGGUGGACCAGGACAAGGUGCAGCGUUUCGCUCAGCAGAUCCGCCAGCACCGCUUCAACAGCAGCCAUCUGGAAAUCGACGACAUGUACACGCCUGCCUAUGGCGACUUCGACUUCGACGAGACCAAGUUUCCCAACGCCAGCGACAUGUUCCGCCGCCUGCGCGACGCUGGCUUUCGCGUCACGCUCUGGGUGCACCCGUUUGUCAACUACAACUCAUCGUGCUUUGGCGAAGGCGUGGAGCGCGAGCUGUUUGUGCGUGAACCCACGGGCCGGCUGCCUGCUCUCGUGCGCUGGUGGAAUGGCAUCGGCGCCGUGCUCGACUUCACGCGUCCGGAGGCCCGCGACUGGUUUCAGGGGCAUCUGCGGCAACUGCGUUCGCGCUACGCCGUGGCCUCCUUCAAGUUCGACGCUGGAGAGGUCAGCUAUUUGCCGCGGGAUUUCAGCACCUACAGGCCGCUGUCUGACCCCAACAUAUGGAGCCGGCGCUACACAGAGAUGGCGCUGCCCUUCUUCUCACUGGCCGAGGUCCGUGUGGGCUACCAGUCACAGAACAUCUCGUGCUUCUUCCGCCUGGUGGACCGCGACUCGGUGUGGGGCUACGACCUGGGGCUGCGCUCGCUCAUCCCCGCCGUGCUCACUGUCAGCAUGCUGGGCUACCCGUUCAUCCUGCCCGAUAUGGUGGGUGGCAAUGCUGUGUCUGAGCGCACAGUGAGAGGCGGCGAUGUGCCUGAGCGCGAGCUCUACGUGCGCUGGCUGGAAGUGGCCGCCUUCAUGCCAGCUAUGCAGUUCUCCGUUCCACCCUGGCGGUACGACGCCGAAGUGGUGGCCAUCGCGCACAAGUUCACUGCACUGAGGGCCUCCCUCGUGGCGCCGCUGUUGCUUGAGCUGGCUGGUGAGGUCACUGACACGGGAGACCCCAUCGUGCGCCCCCUCUGGUGGAUCGCGCCCGGCGACGAGACGGCGCACCGCAUCGACUCACAGUUCCUUAUCGGAGACACGCUGCUUGUGGCGCCGGUACUGGAGCCAGGCAAGCAGGAGCGGGACGUCUACCUGCCCGCAGGCAAGUGGCGCAGCUAUAAGGGUGAGCUUUUCGACAAGACGCCAGUGCUACUCACGGAUUACCCCGUUGACCUGGACGAGGUCGCCUACUUCAUCUGGGCAUCCUGACCCAGCCCAGGACCCAGAAACCCCACAGCCCUAACCCCAGUCUUCAUGUAGGCCUCUAACCCUGCAUUGCAGCCACACCGGGUAUCCCCAGGAAGUCCCCACCUCUGUACCACCCACUAAGUGGGUACUGAAGUAAAUGUGCUGGAGCCAGCUCCUGUAGGUCCAGGGGAGAAGAUGCUAAAGCAACCUCCCACUCCAGUGCACAAUCCUAACAGCCCUCUUUCUCUCCAUACUCACUCCAGUCUACAGAAACCUCUUCCCUGGGCUGGGGGCAAGAGAGCACAGAGGAAAAAGGUCAGCUGUCUUACUGUUAAACACGGUUGGGUUUUAAAAGCACAGAGAGAAACCUCACCCUCCAUCCUGGCCUGAGUGGCCAUCUUUGUCCUUCUGAGGUGGUGACUUGAUCCUCUUUAAGGUCCCAAAAUAGCCCCCAGCCACACUUAGAAAGGGCACAUUUUCAGUGUUGGAAGCCAGGUCCUGAGUCCCCAGCACUGGCCUGACCUGUGGCUGACCUGGUCCCACCCCAGCUGGCGAGAAGAGACAGAGGUACUUGGCCAACUGACAAGGUCCCCUCCCAAAGGACAGGUGGAGUAGGCUUAGCACAGGGCCAUCAUCAUUGUCCCUCAUUUGUGAAGAGCUCCUAACACCGCACUUAUGCAUCUGUGUACACACAUGGUUCAGCCCUGGGCCAGGGCCACUGCCUGAUGGGCAAAGACUUGCAAAGCCAUGCAGGCCAGACUUGAUGCCUUAACUCAAGAAUGUAUGUGUGUGUGUGUGUGUGUGUGUGUGUGUGAGAGAGAGAGAGAAGGGGGGGCACCAUAUGUCCUUGGUGCAGUACCUCCGAGGCUGCUUAAGCCUGGAGGGAGAGGGCAGGGAGCAAAUUUGAGGUUUUGAUUGUUGAUUUGGUCCCUUCCUAGGUGAUGUCUCUGGGACUCGAGUAGGAAAUAAACAGUCCUUUCCAGAUUCCUCAGCUGCCUCACUCUGCACACGUGAGGUGUGGCUUAAAAGGGAGUGAUGUUAGGGACUUCCCUGGCAGUCCAGUGGUUAGGACUCUGUGCUUCCAUUGCAGGGGGCACAGGUUCGAUCCCUGGUCUGGGAACCCCACAAGUGGGAGUGCAGCCAGAAAUAGAAAAAAAUAGGGGGAGGGAGCGAUGUUCUUAUUCUGGUAGUGGUGUGCUUUAGCACAAAAACUACCGCGCACAUCGCCACCUACAGAUAUACAUACAGGGUAAGGUCUUUUAUUUUAGCUCUUUUCCCUUUCUAAGAAAAGCAACCUCAGCCAGAGUGAGUUUCUCCUGACUUUGCAGCUGAGUCUGGGGAAGGAGUGGCUUGCCAGAUGAGGGAGGUGGGAAACAGGGCAGGGGUCAGCUUCCCUUAAUGGCUUGGACAGCAGAAUCAGUCCCUCACCCCCUAGAGAAUGCACCUCUUUGCCCACUCCUCCACCCCCUCUAUUUUCUCAGUGUGAAGAAUGCUAUGCUAAUGAAAGUUUAGGAGCACUCACCCAUGAUUCUACCACUCAUCUGCAAGCUGUAAGCUGCUUAACCUCACUGAGCCUCAGUGUCUUCAUAUGUAAAAUGGUGACAAUAAUGCUACCUCCCAGGUUGUUAAGGGAAUUAUAAGCACAGAUUUAUAUAAGGUGCCUAGCACAAGUAGGUGCUCAAUAAAAGCUAAUAUAAUGUU
This is a messenger RNA of Delphinapterus leucas (beluga whale), 6678 nucleotides long. The record is from RefSeq and is a predicted model, not a curated record. Lineage: Eukaryota; Metazoa; Chordata; Mammalia; Artiodactyla; Monodontidae.